Molecule: messenger RNA, 984 nt
Organism: Suillus bovinus
Lineage: Eukaryota; Fungi; Basidiomycota; Agaricomycetes; Boletales; Suillaceae
Exons: 2
Coding region: 149-790 (213 amino acids)
Source: RefSeq, a predicted model, not a curated record
CACUACUGUGUGCACAGCAGGCGUCUGUCUUAAAGACUCUCAGGGGCUGCAAAAAUUAAUUCCUCCCACAUCUCUGCCACAUCUAAACGAAGUCUCUGCUGUACCUCUUUUAUUGAAUGUCCUUAUACCUGGUCGCCCAGUUCACACCAUGCAUUUGAAAGGUGAACAUGUAUGUACAGAUACAAGGGACUGGGCCCUCAAGAGGAUUGUCGGCCCCUCUACUAGUAUCAGGAAUCUGGGAUUGGACCUCGUGCAAUGGUCCCCAUAUAAUAAUUUUCAACACCCAUUAAUUUCAAAGCAUGUUGAAGAAGUCACCCUGACAGGCUUUGCUACUCAGGAUCUUGACCCAUCUUCGGGUUUAGAAUUCAGGGACUGGGUAGUACAUUUGCGAGUCAUGCUAAAACGCAUACCAAAUUUAAAGAGGCUGACGUUCUGGUUUGAGGGAAAGCAUGAAGAUGCUUCCUCUUGGGCUCGACUUCUCUUCCUGGAGUUUUACAAUAUCCUGUCUGAGCUUGAGCACGUCUCAUGUGUAGUUGCCGGUCCAGAAGUUUCGACGACAUUUGACUUUUCAUCGCAUCACUUCCCACUCCCUUUCUCCCAAGACAAUCGAACUCGUGGACACAGGGCUGCAAAUGAUGUCCGGGAGCUCAUGCCGAUGCCUAUCCUUUGUUGCCGGAAUGAGGAACUUCUUUGCGAUGCAUACUCCCAUUGGACCCUCCAUCUCGACCGUGCAGAAAUGGAACGUCGGAAGAAUACUAGGAGAUAUAGGAAUCGACCUGACCUUGAGUAGCGCGGUUCGCUCCCCAGUCGCCUCAACUGUUCGCAGCAUGGCCUCGCAUAUGGUCAUCUCAUAUUCGAGGCGUGCAUCGGUCUGGGAAUACGUUCGUGGUUCAGUACACCUCGUUGUUCCCGGAAGGAUAUGGGCGCGACAGCACACCUUUUGAGACAGCGGAAAUAGUGACGACCGAGGCUAUGGCAGAAUUU